Diabrotica balteata is the source of this 285-nucleotide messenger RNA. Lineage: Eukaryota; Metazoa; Arthropoda; Insecta; Coleoptera; Chrysomelidae. The record is from the annotation of a GenBank genome assembly.
AUGUAUGCUUGGCAACAGCGCAAAAGAAAUAAGCAGCAAAUCGUUGUUGAUCUAUCUGUUAGUAGGGAGCCAAAGCCUAGACUAAAGAAGGGUGUUAUACCAACCCAAUUUAGCUGGAUGCAAAAGAAACGAGAAUCAGCCAAACAGAGAAACGAACACAUGAUGAAACGUGCAGUAGGAAAAGAUUCAUCAAAUUUAUCAUCCAUCAGUUCGUCAAACCCAAUCCCAACAGAACCUUGCAAUGAGGUUGAAAUAGUCAAUACCAAUGGAGAUAGACGACCAUGA